UAGCUGAGAAUUACUGUAAAGUAUAUUGUUCAAUAUUUUGAAAAUUCAUUAUAACUAGUCAUCUGUCAGACAUGCAGGAAUCUGUUGAUAGUGAAGAAAAUACAGAAAUUAACAAUGAUUCAAGUUGUGACAAUUCAGUUCGAGCUAGAUCUCCUGAAAUUCCCGAAAGGGCUAGUAAAAUACUUAAAAAUGAUAGCUAUUCUGAUUGCGAAGAGCAUAUCAAUUUGGAUGAAUCUCCCAGUGAACCUACCUCAUUAAAUGACAAGUUUUCAAUGGUUAAAGAAGAUAGUGGAUUUGUAGAUAAAUUAAGUGUAAGCAGUGGUGAUGCUGUUCCAACAGCCGAGGUUUCAGAAAGUUUUAAUAAUAAUAAAGAAUUUCGAGAUGCAAUAUCAUCUCCUAACAAAAAGAGUCCAGCAAAUAGUUUGUUUCCUUCAGAUGUUUCUUUUCCUAAAAAUUCACCGCAAUUGAAAAGAAGAAAUUAUCGUAAACGUUCUAUGAUAGAUAUGGAUUCUGAUGAAGAUUGUGAUAAUUUGGAAUCAACAACAACUAAUGACUGUAUGGUGGAUGAUCAUGAAGAUGCUAACAGUGCUACAGCCGUUGAUGACGAUAGUACCCUUGAGGAAGAUAAUAUAAUGGAUUCAUAUUUUGAUAGUGAAGAUAGUAGCGAUGACAGUAGUGAUUUUGAUGUUCAUCGUGAACUAAAAUAUCAACGAGAGAAUGACAAUGUUGUACCAUUGGUGUUAUUGAAACCAAAACCUAAGCAUAAUUGGCAAGCUGUUCCAGAAAUUUUAAACCGGCCUUAUGGUUUAGUACCUUCUCAGAACCAAAAGCCUAAAAGAUCAUGGGGUUAUAAACAAUUUCAAGACAGGUAUUACAGCUCUCUUCAUGCUGUUCAACGUUUAGAAUUAAUGUAUAAAUUAGAAGCUCAUGAAAGUUGUGUCAACAGCCUUGGAUUUAAUAAAUCUGGUAGUUUAUUGGCAUCUGGUUCAGAUGAUUUGUUUAUACACAUCUGGGAUUGGACUAUAGGCCGAAAGGCUACGUCUUUCAAAAGUGGACACCGAAGUAAUGUCUUUCAAUCUAAAUUUUUGCCUUUUGCGGGUGAUAUUCAUAUAGCCUCCAGUGCUAGAGAUGGACAGGUUCGUCUAUCAAUAUUGUCACCAGCUGGUGAAUUAAUCUCUUCUCGUCACUUGUGUCAGCAUCGUGGAAUGGUGAAUAAGAUAUCCUUAGUAUCAGAUCAACCACAUAUUAUACUUAGUGCUGGAGAUGAUGGUGUAGUAAUAUCUACUGAUAUUAGAGAUCCCGUGCCAAACAAAAUAGCAAAAGUAAAAAAUGGUUCUGAGAAGGUAUCGUUAUACUCAAUAAACUGCCACCCAAUGUUAGGACAUGAAUUUGUUUUAGGCAGUAAUGAUCACUAUGUUAGAAUUUAUGAUACUCGCAAUACACGUGUUGCUCAAGCUAAAUUUAAACCAGCUUCUGAAACUAAACGUCUUGAUAAGAAACCUGAUCGAAAUGCGAUUUAUACUACUGCAGUCAUCUAUAAUUACAAUGGGCGUGAAAUAUUAGCAUCUUAUACUGAUGAUAAUCUAUACCUAUUUAGUAACGAUCCAACAACAAUACAAAAUAUUAGUAGUUCUUCUAAGGAAACUGAACGUGAUUAUAUUGGUUGUUAUACUGGACACAAAAAUCAAGCUACAAUAAAAAGUUGCAACUUUUUUGGGCCUCAUUCAGAGUAUAUAGUUAGCGGUUCUGAUUGUAGUUAUUGUUAUAUUUGGGAAAAAAAGACUGAGUCAAUUGUGCAAUGGUUUAGAGCUGAUGAAAGUGGAGUGGUUAAUUGUAUGGAACCUCAUCCUCAUAUACCAAUUUUAGCAACAAGUGGUCUAGAUAAUGAUGUAAAAAUUUGGGUUCCUUCUAAAGAAGAGCCAAAUCCGAUGGAAGAAAUGAAAACUGUUGUGCGACAGAAUAAAGAUAGGCGAUAUUCAUAUGAUCAUACAGUUGGAAGGGAUACCAUUGAUGGGCAAAUGCUUUGGAUGUUUUUGACCCAUAUCAAUCAGAACGUUCACAGUACCUCUCAUAGCGACAGUUCUGAUGAUGAUCUGCCAAGAUCUGGGGAAAUGCCAUGCUCUCCUUCAUAAAGAUUAACUAUUUACUCUACUAAUUAAAAUAUAUAUUUAUUUAAAAUGAGUUU
Molecule: messenger RNA, 2185 nt
Organism: Ctenocephalides felis (cat flea)
Lineage: Eukaryota; Metazoa; Arthropoda; Insecta; Siphonaptera; Pulicidae
Product: DDB1- and CUL4-associated factor 8-like
Exons: 12
Coding region: 72-2132 (686 amino acids)
Cellular component (GO): cytoplasm; Cul4-RING E3 ubiquitin ligase complex
Molecular function (GO): protein binding
Source: RefSeq, a predicted model, not a curated record